AUGCAGAGUGCAGAGUGCAGAGUGCAGAGUGCAGAGUGCAGAGUGCAGAAUGCAGAGUGCAGAGUGCAGAGUGCAGAGUGCAGAGUGCAGAGUGCAGAAUGCAGAGUGCAGAGUGCAGAGUGCAGAGUGCAGAGUGCAGAGUGCAGAGUGCAGAGUGCAGAGUGCAGAGUGCAGAGUGCAGUUAGCAGAGUGCAGAGUGCAGAGUGCAGACUAGUAUCUAGUAUGUAUAUAUGGCUAGUAUCUAGUAUGUAUAUAUGGCUAGUAUCGGGUCUGUAUAUAGCUAUAUAUGUAUAUGGCUACGGGUCUGCAUAUAACUGGUAUACCCAAAUUCCAAAAACAGACCCUUCGUAUCGUAUACCAAUGUCAGAACAAGUUCCCCUGGGAAGGCACCACGCUGCCUUGAGACAUGUAGCUGUAUUCGUAGCAGAUGGGGAGAUCAAAUGGGAAGGCUUGCACAGAAUGGCUUGCACAGAUUGGCUUGCACAGAUUGAUUUGUACAGAAUAGCUUGCACAAAACGGCCUGCACAGAAUGGCUUGCACUCUGCAUUCUGCAUCCUGCACUCUUUGGAUUUUACACUGCAUCCUAGAUUCGGGCCAUACGGAGUGCAUUCAAGCAGGAUUUCUGAACCUCACCCUUCUGUUGCUGCCACCUAUACAACUCGAUCUCGUCGCUCUCAAGCAACCGCGAUUGCAACAAUUGCUUCCAUAGCUACGCGGCGUUUACAAGCACCAUCACCAGCGCUAGCGCCGUUGCAACUUCGAUCUGCGAUGGCGGGCAUUCAAAACUGCAUCAGAUUCGAACCUCCUCGCGCGGCGCCAGCGCCUUCUGUACCUCAUUUCCGCGCGGGCACAUUCGGAAGCGCAUCUGCUGGCCCUGCACCCGAUUCUACAGGCGAAUUCGCGGCUAUGGAUCGUGCCAGCAACCUCUCAACAACCUAUCAAGGCUGGCAAAGGAUACAGGAAAUGGGUCGAGAUACAUACAUCCUUGGGACAGCGCUACCUAGGUCUUACGAGGUCAGCAGUUGGAGAGAAAGGCAAGAGAGCCACGCGGAAACGUAUCUGUCUCAUCACAACAACACUGCAAUCGCAAAGCUCGCAAUGGCCUAA
This is a messenger RNA of Drepanopeziza brunnea f. sp. 'multigermtubi' MB_m1, 1107 nucleotides long. The record is from RefSeq and is a predicted model, not a curated record. NCBI's taxonomy places the organism in Eukaryota, Fungi, Ascomycota, Leotiomycetes, Helotiales, Drepanopezizaceae.